GCCUCGAGCAAUUAACGCAGGGAGAUCUCUGAAAAUUAGGGGUCUAUCACGUGACCGCUUUCACACGGUCGCAGCCGCCGGCGGUCGUCCCCUAGCUCUUUUUGACGUCACCACACGCAUAUUCACUCGACAACUAUCCACUCGCACCAUGUCCGGAAAAGAUCAAUACACUGCCUCUGCUGGCAAGUCUGUGUCCCUGUCACAGAAGCUUGACGACCUUCACGCGUUCAUCAAGAAACACAAGACUGUCAUGCUCGUCACUCGAUCGCCUUCUGGCUCUCUUCAUUCGCGAGUCAUGGUGCCAGCGGACAUCACCAAGGACAUGAAAAUCAGGUUCAUCUACGACCGUGACAGCUACAAGGACAAGGAGGUGGAGAAUGACUCUCACGUCAAUGUCGCGAUCAACGGCAUGGAGGGCAACGAUGGAUGGGCCUCCAUUUCUGGCAAGGCUGGUCGUGUCGAAGAAGAAGGUCUCAUUGCCAAACUCUACAACCCCACGUUGAAAGCAUGGUUCGGUGACAAGGGCGAUGGUGUUCACACGGGAGGCCCAGAGGAUCCUCGAAUGGCCAUCAUCGAAGUCAAGCCUGAUGAGAUUCGACACUAUCAUCAGACGCGAUCAUCGAUCGGAACCGCAGUGGAUGUGGUCGCCAGUGCCAUUUCUGGAUCGACAGCCACUCCAGGAGAGGUCCGAACGAUUACUUCGGAUGAGCUUGCCAGUGUUUAAGAGAGAGAGAGAGAAUGACUAUGCAUAAGACCGUUGAGCCAA
Molecule: messenger RNA, 766 nt
Organism: Kockovaella imperatae
Lineage: Eukaryota; Fungi; Basidiomycota; Tremellomycetes; Tremellales; Cuniculitremaceae
Exons: 4
Coding region: 149-724 (191 amino acids)
Source: RefSeq, a predicted model, not a curated record